CCAAGAUUAGGCAAGUCCAGUCUCCUGCUCAUGUAGUAGUUGGAUAUAUCUCUUCUCUGGGAUACAUACCUAAUCGGUUUUGAUCUUUUGUUGGAGAUUGUUCGGGUCCGGUCUUCGGCUUCUUCUUUUGUAUGUAACCAAACCGAAAUUGAAAUUGUACAUCUCUCUCUCUCUAACUGGUAUAUUGGAUAUUUUCCUCUAAUUCAUUAUUUCCAUUGACAAGAUUUUUCCCUUAAUAUGAACAAACAUAUUCCAUUUUAGCUUUAAAUCACAAAAAAAAGAGAUAAAUUUCUCAAAAGAAAUUAUAAGUAGACACCGCCCUUUUUAUAAACAACCCUAAAAGUAGUAAAAAUAAUAUCGAGACGAGACGGGUUUGUUUCUUCUCUCUAUCUCUAUAUCUACCAAAAUCCUUUGCCCCCCGAAUCUAGUUCUCUCGAUCGACCCUGUGACGAUGGCUAAUAACCAAGCAAGCCUUCUUCUGCAGAAACAGCUUAAAGAUCUGUGUAAGAAACCUGUUGAUGGUUUCUCUGCUGGCCUCGUUGAUGAGAAGAACGUUUUCCAAUGGAGCGUCUCUAUUAUGGGUCCUCCUGAUACUUUGUAUGAAGGUGGCUUUUUUAAUGCAAUUAUGUCGUUUCCGGAGAAUUAUCCAGUUUCACCACCAACUGUGACGUUUACCUCGGAGAUGUGGCAUCCUAAUGUUUAUUCUGAUGGAAAAGUUUGCAUUUCUAUUCUUCAUCCUCCUGGUGAUGAUCCUCAUGGAUACGAGCUUGCCUCUGAACGUUGGACCCCUGUCCAUACGGUAGAAAGCAUUGUGUUGAGUAUCAUAUCGAUGCUCUCAGGUCCCAACGAUGAGUCACCAGCGAAUGUGGAAGCUGCAAAGGAAUGGAGAGACAACAGAGCAGAGUUUAGGAAGAAAGUGAGUCGCUGUGUGAGAAGAUCGCAAGAGAUGCUAUGAACAUCUCUCCAGCGUUUUUUUCGUGUUGUAGAAAUAUCGAUUCUAAUCUUCUUAUGAGAAAGCCUAAGCAGAACCAACCAUCUUCAAGCAGCAGCCAGAUGAAUCUGACUUUGCAAAAGCUUCUCUUUCUUUUUCCUUUUUGGGUUUUGUUCUCUAAGGUUUGGUUUGGAAUAUUGGUGUGGAAUCAAAUCCGCUCCAUAUUUUAGGAUUAUAUUAUUGCACUCGUUAAUGGAUUCGUUUGAUCUGGCUUUUUAACUUUAUUCUGGUUUUGGGUUACAAAAUACUUGCCUCGUUAAUUAUCUCAAAUUUAACUGAUGGUGGUUUAACUGCAAAAGGCCAGAAGUUCGAAAAGAGUAUUGUUAUUCAGUUGGUAUGCAACAAAAAAUUGUG
This is a messenger RNA of Arabidopsis thaliana (thale cress), 1345 nucleotides long. RefSeq names its product ubiquitin-conjugating enzyme 14 (gene UBC14). Gene Ontology annotation, biological process: protein ubiquitination; ubiquitin-dependent protein catabolic process. The transcript has 5 exons. The record is from RefSeq and is marked reviewed. Lineage: Eukaryota; Viridiplantae; Streptophyta; Magnoliopsida; Brassicales; Brassicaceae. Gene Ontology annotation, molecular function: ubiquitin conjugating enzyme activity; ubiquitin-protein transferase activity. Bases 452 to 955 code for a protein of 167 amino acids.